CGCAAAUUAGAAAGACAUGGACGUUUGUAAGCAGUGACGAAGUUGGCUUGGGGAAAACGAAACAGGGAAAGAAAAGUAAUGGGACGCUAUUCUAUUUCUACUACAUAGACAGAAUUCAGCCAAGAUCUUCUUGCAUAACAAUGGUGCUAUGGGAAAUUACAUUAGGGACAGCGUAUUUCUUAGGGUUAAAGAGAACAUACAGGCUUGCUCUUCACAUUCAACGUCGUCUUGUUAGCCCUAAACACCCCAAGAUCCGUCAAUUCCUCCACAGGAAAACUCGAACUGUAUUUGAUGCAACACUGAAGGUUCAUCGCGAGGUACAACGGAGAGACAUUGAAAUCGGUCGGAAUCUGGGCAAUUGGAUUCUCAAGUGGCUUGAGAAGAUGGAACCGGUGACCCAGAUUCGAGCUGGAAGUUUUGCCCCAUAUGUGAGGAACACGAUGAGAAUGCCAAACAGAAACAUGCAGUUGAUAGAAUCAUUUCAACAGAAAAGUAGAGGAGGAUUUGGGUAUCGAGAAUCUGGAAGGCGUCUUGUUACAUCGUCGAGAAAUCUUUGGCUUACAACAUAUCCGACUAUUGCGAAGUUGUUGAGGCGUCGAGAGCUUGUUGCGAGUAAUAUGCAGUACAGAGAUAUGGUUUCAAGCAGCAAGAAGAGUUUUGGGUUUAAUGGAGUUGUUCGUAAUGAUAUAAUGCAAUGGUUGGCUCAUGGGUAGUGUUUGUUCUUGUGGAUUUUCAUAGUUGUUAUUGUUCCUUUCUGAGAGUAAAUCAAAUUGAAAAAAUAUCUUCCAAAUCCUCUGUUGUAGUUAAUAUAGGAAUGGAUGUCAAUGUCAAUGGGUUGUUUUUCCAUUUUUGCUGUGGAAU
This is a messenger RNA of Lactuca virosa, 861 nucleotides long. Lineage: Eukaryota; Viridiplantae; Streptophyta; Magnoliopsida; Asterales; Asteraceae. The record is from the annotation of a GenBank genome assembly.